AUGAGGGUUUCCGCGUUUGCUUUGCUGGCCGCAGCAGCCACUGCCGCCGCUACUAGCGUCCAGGGUGCCGCUGAAGGUUUCGCCAAGGGCGUGACUGGUGGUGGAAGUGCGACUCCUGUCUACCCCACAACCACAGAUGAGCUUGUCUCUUACCUGGGCGACGACGAGGCCCGUGUUAUUGUCUUGACCAAGACCUUUGAUUUCCGCGGCACCGAGGGCACCACCACCGCCAAGGGAUGUUCUCCUUGGGGCACAGCCUCUGGCUGCCAGCUCGCCAUCAACAAGGACGGCUGGUGUGACAACUACCAGCCUGACGCUCCUCAGACUACAAUCACCUACGAUACCGCCGGUAUGCUGGGCAUUACCGUCAAGUCCAACAAGAGUUUGAUCGGUCAAGGCACUGCCGGUGUCAUCAAGGGCAAGGGUAUCCGCAUCGUCAACGGCGCUAAGAACGUCAUCGUCCAGAACAUCGCCAUUACCGACAUCAAUCCCCAGUACGUCUGGGGCGGCGAUGCUAUCACUCUGAACGACGUCGACAUGGUCUGGAUUGACCACGUCACAACCGCCCGCAUCGCGCGCCAGCACAUCGUGCUCGGCACGAACGCCUGCAACCGCGUGACUAUCUCCAACAACUACUUCAAUGGCGUGUCCGACUACUCCGCGACCUGCGACGGAUAUCACUAUUGGGGCCUGUACCUGGACGGCAGCAACGACAUGGUCACGCUGCAGGGUAACUACAUCCACCACUUCAGUGGACGCAGCCCGAAGGUUGGCGGUAACACGCUGCUCCACGCCGUCAACAACUACUGGUACGACUCGACUGGCCACGCCUUCGAGAUUGCUGCUGGCUCCUCUGUCCUCGCUGAGGGCAAUGUCUUCCAGAACAUCAACGCCCCUGUUGAGAGCAGCAGCUUGGCUGGUAACCUGUUCACCUCGCCCGAUUCUAACACGAACAAGGUCUGCUCGUCCUACCUCGGACACACCUGUCAGCUCAAUGCCUUUGGCAGCUCAGGCUCCUUCAACCAGGCAGAUGAGGGAUUCCUUGUUAACUUCAAGGGCAAGAACGUGGCUUCUGCGGAUGCUUAUAGUGCUGCGCAGAGCGUGCCCAACAAUGCCGGUCAGGGCAAGCUCUAA
Aspergillus nidulans FGSC A4 is the source of this 1134-nucleotide messenger RNA. Its product is annotated as protein pelD. The coding region runs from base 1 to 1134 and encodes 377 amino acids. Lineage: Eukaryota; Fungi; Ascomycota; Eurotiomycetes; Eurotiales; Aspergillaceae. The transcript has 4 exons. Gene Ontology annotation, molecular function: pectin lyase activity; pectate lyase activity. The record is from RefSeq and is a predicted model, not a curated record. Gene Ontology annotation, cellular component: extracellular region.